GGAGCUCCUCGGGUCGCCCCGGAAGCACCGGUGUCCCCGAGACACCCGGGACCGAGGGCUCACCCACCGGGAGCGGAGCCCAGACUCGCCCGGCGGUACCCGGUACCCGAGUCACACCGGCGAGUCCCGACCUCGCGCCGCGUCGAGCGCGCUUCGUCCGCCAGGUGCCCAGACGCCCCGCUGCCAGCCAGGUGACUCAGCACCGCCCGGAUCAACAGGACCUUCGCCCCUUUCCCUCUCCCAGGCUGAGCCGGCUGCCGCUCCCCCUCCCAGAACUCCCCGCCGCCAGCGCCCGGCCAACAUGCCCGCGGGCCCGGCCGCCGGGGGCCAGCGCUGGGUCAUGCGGCUCACCUACGUGCUCACCACCCUGGAGCUCACCACGCUCUUCAUGCAGUUCUCCGUCCUGCCAUACCUGUCUCGGUCGCUGGGCCUGGACUCGGUCAGCUUCGGCUACCUGCAGACGACCUUCGGGGUGCUCCAGCUGCUGGGGGGGCCCGUGUUCGGCAGGUUCGCGGACCAGCGCGGGGCGCGGGCGGCGCUGUCCCUCUCCUUCCUGGCCGCCUCCGCGCUCUACCUGCUCCUGGCGGCCGCCUGCGUGCCCGCCCUGCCCGGCGUCCCGCUGCUCUUCGCCUCGCGCCUGCCCUCGGUGUUCAUGCACGCCCUCCCAGCCGCGCAAAUGGUGGUCACAGACCUGACUGCGCCCGCGGAGCGGCCCGAGGCCCUGGGCCGCCUGGGCCUCUGCUUCGGCGUGGGCAUCAUCCUCGGCUCCCUGCUCGGCGGGACCCUGAGCACCGCGUUCGGGAUUCUUUGUCCCAUCGUGGUGGCCCUGGUGGCCAACCUCCUAGGAGCCGUCCUCAGCCUGGCCUGCAUUCCCAGCACCACCAAGAAGGCACAGGCCCCGCCUCCAGGUGGAGCCAAGGCCAGCGUGUUUGACCUGAAGGCCAUCACCCGCCUGCUGCUGCUGCCGGGCGUGCUGCCCGUGUUCCUCAUCAAGGUCAUCUCCGGCCUCCCCUCAGGACUCUUCAUGAUCAUGUUCUCCAUCAUCUCCAUGGACUUCUUCCAGCUGGAGGCCGCGCAGACCGGCUACCUCAUGUCUUUCUUUGGGGUCCUCCAGAUGGUGGUCCAGGGUCUGAUCAUCGGGCGGCUGAGCCGCCGCUUCUCGGAGGAGAACUUGCUGCGGGCCAGCGUGCUGGUCUUCACCAUGGUGGGGCUGGGCAUGGUUCUGAUGUCCAGCGUCUUCCACUUCUGCCUUCUGGUGCCCGGCCUGGUGUUCAGCCUGUGCACGCUCAAUGUGGUAACGGACAGCAUGCUGACCAACUCCAUCUCCUCCGCAGACACAGGGACCAUGCUGGGCCUCAGCGCCUCUGUGCAGCCGCUCACCCGCACGGUGGGGCCCACCUUGGGUGGCCUCCUGUACCGCAGCUACGGAGUCCCUGUCUUCGGCCACGUGCAGUUCGCGGUCAACGCCCUCAUUCUCCUGGUGCUCUGGAGGACGCCAGUGUCCCAGAGCAGGGACAAAGCCCACUAACCCACUGCCCCAAGCGCGGGAGGACAAUAAACUCUCUGGGACUUUU
Messenger RNA from Dipodomys spectabilis (banner-tailed kangaroo rat), 1574 nucleotides. RefSeq names its product solute carrier family 22 member 18 (gene Slc67a1). The coding region runs from base 302 to 1528 and encodes 408 amino acids. Lineage: Eukaryota; Metazoa; Chordata; Mammalia; Rodentia; Heteromyidae. Gene Ontology annotation, biological process: transmembrane transport. Gene Ontology annotation, molecular function: transmembrane transporter activity. The record is from RefSeq and is a predicted model, not a curated record. The transcript is spliced from 11 exons.